CUGGUUUGUGGCGAGUGUUGCGCGAGGUCUGCGGGCACCAACUGCCCUCGACACGGCACCAGCUACAUCGAGUGGAAAUGCAGGUAUUGCUGCAGCCUGGCGUCGUGGUUUUGCUACGGUACGACACACAUGUGCGAUCCCUGUCACAAAGCCGCAGCGUAUGGCUUGCUUCCAAGGCCUGCGGUCAUAGGCAAUGGCGACACGUGCAAGGACCCCAAGUGCCGCUUGGAAGGCAUCCCGCACCCGCCGCCGGGCAGGGAGGCGUGCCUGGGCUGUGGCAUGUGUCGGGCGGGGUUAUAG
Messenger RNA from Volvox carteri f. nagariensis, 300 nucleotides. RefSeq lists its product as uncharacterized. The annotation marks the transcript as partial. The record is from RefSeq and is a predicted model, not a curated record. The transcript is spliced from 2 exons. Lineage: Eukaryota; Viridiplantae; Chlorophyta; Chlorophyceae; Chlamydomonadales; Volvocaceae. Gene Ontology annotation, cellular component: nucleus.